UUAUCUACAGGUUGCUGUGCAGAUGGCUGGACACCGUACAGAUCCCAUUGCUAUUUCCUUGCAUAUGGAGUACAGUUGAACUUUGCAGAGGCACAACGUUUCUGCAAAGCUAGAGGUGCAUAUCUUACACGACUUGAUACCUACGCUGAAAAUCUAUUUCUAGGGAUUUGUACAAUGUCCCUAUAUGAACUUAACAUUACAACCAUUACGGGUUUAUCAACAUUUACUCACUUUAUUUCAGCCAUGCACACGUGGAUGGGUUUGUCUGAUCGAACCCAUGAAUCGAUUUGGCGAUGGGCUGAUACAAAUGAACAUGCCACUUUCUCAGAGUGGUUUCCCGGUCAGCCAGAUAAUUUAAAUAACGAAGAUUGUGUUGGCUUUAAUGCAGCAUUUGGCAACAAGUGGAAUGAUUAUCCAUGUCACAGUAAACUUACACCAUUAUGCGAGAGAUCAUAAAUACAUGUACAUGAUAGUUCAUUACCACAACUCUAUUACGCCAGACAAUAGCAUUUCAACAACAAUUUUUCUUCCAACAGAUUAACCUUCGAUGCUUUGAAUGGUUUCUUGAAAACAAAAAACUUUUAGUUUGAGGAAAAGGUCAUUUCCACAUAUUUUGAAACAGAAAAUGUGAGUAAUAAAUUAAACAUUAAGAGCAUUAAAGCAGGUUCAGCAUGUAUCCAGUAAUCAGUGUAUCUAUCAAUUGAAUAAAGUUUCUUUAAUCCCUUGCAA
This is a messenger RNA of Mercenaria mercenaria, 729 nucleotides long. Its product is annotated as perlucin-like protein. The record is from RefSeq and is a predicted model, not a curated record. The annotation marks the transcript as partial. The transcript is spliced from 3 exons. Lineage: Eukaryota; Metazoa; Mollusca; Bivalvia; Venerida; Veneridae.